Messenger RNA from Wallemia ichthyophaga EXF-994, 1539 nucleotides. RefSeq names its product Negative regulator of sexual conjugation and meiosi. The coding region runs from base 1 to 1539 and encodes 512 amino acids. Gene Ontology annotation, molecular function: protein serine/threonine kinase activity; ATP binding. Gene Ontology annotation, biological process: protein phosphorylation; intracellular signal transduction. The record is from RefSeq and is a predicted model, not a curated record. The transcript has 2 exons. Lineage: Eukaryota; Fungi; Basidiomycota; Wallemiomycetes; Wallemiales; Wallemiaceae.
AUGUCCAACUUCCCACAGCACGUCCAGCAGGCACAAUCGCUGUUACAGUCAACCCUGGACGAUGGACGUAUUAAGCUCAAAUUCAUUAGCACUAUUGGUACUGGCGCAUACGGUACAGUACUAUUAGCUGAAAGACUAGACGACUACUAUAGACCGCUCGGUGAACUGUACGCCGUUAAGUGUUUGCCUAAGUAUGGCUUGGAUGAUCGUCAGAAAGCUUUUCAAAGAAGGGAAAUUGCUUUGCAUGGUUUAGCUUCAUCACAUCAAAAUAUCGCAACCGUUCAUGCGAUUAUUGAUAGUCCAGCCACAAUCUUCGUUGUUUUGGAAUAUGCUCAAGCAGGCGACCUUUUUUCAAUGAUAACAGAACAAUUCAAAUAUAUCGACAACGACGAGCUAAUCAAGUCGGUAUUUCUACAAAUAGUUGACGCCGUUCAACAUUGCCAUCGCCUCGGCAUUUACCAUCGUGACCUCAAACCCGAAAACAUUCUGUGUACUGCGGGUGGCAACAACAUUUUGCUAGCUGACUUUGGUUUGGCUACUUCAGAGAGACGUUCAGGUGAUUUUGGCUGCGGUUCCAGCUUCUAUAUGAGUCCAGAUUGUCAUGGGGCUCUGACUCACAGAAAAGUUCCUUACUGCACAAAGCGCAACGAUAUAUGGUCUCUUGGUGUUAUUUUGGUCAAUUUAACCUGCGGUAGAAACCCCUGGAAAGAAGCAAGUCUGACAGAUGAGACAUUCUCUGCGUACCUUCGAGAACCAGACUUUCUAAAAACGAUCCUACCAAUAUCAGAUCUCACAAAUUACAUCUUGAAAAGGAUAUUCACUAUUGAUCCAAUUCAAAGAUGCAGUCUUGAUGAGUUGAAACAAAGGGUAAUGCAAGUUGAAAAGUUUACCUUGACACCUUCUCAAUUGAAGCAUGCACACAAAGCCGCAAGACAAGCUGCCGCUGCUACAUCAUCUGCCGCUGCAUCUGCUGUUGCUAAUAGAAUCCAACAACAGCAAGUUGAUCUUCAACAACAACAAAUGGUGGUACCACCCCCACCUCCACCAAACGCUAAAGAAUUAGGUUCGCCAAAGAGGCCAAGAGUAAGGCAGAGGGCAAACAAGAACGACAAGCUGCCACUGACGCCGCCAACAACACCACCAAAGGAAGUCAAUUUUCAACACCUCAGACGGGUGGAGAGGAAGCCAAACCUUAAGAAAGUGGCUGUGCCCGUUGAAUCAUCAGACUCGUCUUGCAACUCUAACGAAACCGAUGGCUCAUUUACAUCUAAGCAACCUGAAAGUCUAUUAACACCCUUAUCGACACCACCUGCGUCACCAAACGAUGCCAGCCCAAAAUUCAACUCAACAACUAAAUCGUCUGCGUUCUCUAAACUGACACAAAUUUUCAAACCAUCUAGAUUCCAUACAGGUACGCCAGAACAACAAGCAAUGAAUAUAGACGUGGAAUCAGAUUUUGGUGAUCAAAUUGACCAACAAAUCGAGAGGGUGUCUUACCCGUCAGCUCUUGCGAUUGAUAUCAAUGGUAUGACCAAGUGA